Molecule: messenger RNA, 1617 nt
Organism: Penicillium lagena
Lineage: Eukaryota; Fungi; Ascomycota; Eurotiomycetes; Eurotiales; Aspergillaceae
Product: MDR family MFS transporter
Exons: 5
Coding region: 1-1617 (538 amino acids)
Biological process (GO): transmembrane transport
Molecular function (GO): transmembrane transporter activity
Source: RefSeq, a predicted model, not a curated record
AUGGAACUGGAACAAAUUAGCCCACCGAAUGGUGAGAAUGCUUCCACGGCAAUAACCACCAAGCCCCAGGCCGCGAAUGCGGAAGACAGCGAGGUCGUCCAGCUGUCGACCUGGAAGUUUUUCAUCGUUCUGGUCUCUUUAUGCUCUGCCGCCUUCUUGGCUGGAUAUGACUCGACAUGCGUGGGCACGUUGUCCCCCAUGAUCAGUGAUGAAUUCCGCUCCCUCAGCGACGUGAGCUGGUAUGGGAUUGCAUACUCCCUCUCAUCCUGCGCCACGACUCUGAGCUAUGGCAAACUAUAUUCAUUCUAUCCAACCAAUACAGUCUUUGUGACGGCUCUCGCCACCUUUGUCGCAGGAUCCGUCAUCUGUGCGACGGCACCGUCGUCGAUUGCGUUUAUUAUUGGCAGAGCAGUUGCCGGCGUGGGCAAUGCAGGCAUUUUCACCGGCGGCAAUAUCAUUUUCACUCGGAUAACUCCUCUCCGAUGGCGACCAUUCUAUCAGAGUCUUAUAGGCAGCGUGGAAUGUAUUGCGCUAGCCACGGCACCUUUGAUCGCAGGAGCAAUUGCCGAGUAUUCGUCAUGGAGAGUAUGUUUUUACGCCAGCGUUCCUCUAGGCGCGAUCCCGAUCAUGACCGUCUUCUUCUACCUCCGACUGCCGAAGACGGACCAACAGUCCUCGGCGACAGGACUGGCCAAACUCCGGCAGCUUGACCUUGUAGGCAUGGCCCUUUUUGUACCCCUGAUGGUAUGCUUCGUUUUGGCUCUGCAGUGCGGAGGCACGGAGUAUCCAUGGAACAGCAAGCAAGUCAUUGUUCUGCUCAGCAUGACGGGGGCUCUGCUGGUGGCUUUCGUGGCACAGCAGGCUUAUAUGAAGGAUAAGGCAAUGGUGCCUGCGAGGCUGCUUCGGUCGAGAAUUUUUCUGUUCAGUGUUCUCGUCAGCUUUGCCACGUCAGGAGCACUCUACGUGUUUACUUUCUAUCUCCCCAUUUACUACCAGGCCAUUCGAGAUGUCUCCACCGUCCAGUCUGGCGUGCGCGAUCUAUCCCGAAUUCUUGGUCUGGUUAUCGCCAUUAUCGUGGCCGGUGCCAUGACCACCAUCACAGGAUAUUACAUGCCCCCCAUGCUCUGCGGCGGCAUCCUAAUGACCAUUGGCGCGGGUCUGACAACAACAUUCAACGAAACUACCUCCCUCGCCCACAUAGUCGGGUAUCAAGCCUUGUUCGGGCUCGGAUGUGGUCUCGCAUUUCAACAACCCUACGCAGCCGUGCAGGCCACGACAUCAGCAGCCGACACGAAUGCCGCAAUCGUGGUACUCCCCUUCGCACAGUUCUUGGGUUCAGUGGUCGUGCUGGCCAUUUGUCAGAAUGUGUUUUCUAUUGAAAUUGUCGAUGGUCUUGCGGCGAAGAUCCCCGGGCUUGAUCCGGGGAUCGUUCUGGAUUCGGGUGCUUUGAAUUUGAAGAAGGCCAUCCCCACAGAAUACCUUGCACAGGCGUUGGAGGCGUACAAUGCUGCUCUUGUGCAUGUGUUUUAUAUUGGCAUGGCGGUGGCGUGUGCGACUACUGUUGGUGCUCUGGGAUCCGGAUGGAGGUCUGUCAAGCAUGCGGACAAGAAUAAAUAG